Molecule: messenger RNA, 1990 nt
Organism: Harmonia axyridis
Lineage: Eukaryota; Metazoa; Arthropoda; Insecta; Coleoptera; Coccinellidae
Gene: Tbce
Product: tubulin-specific chaperone E
Exons: 8
Coding region: 310-1863 (517 amino acids)
Biological process (GO): protein folding
Molecular function (GO): alpha-tubulin binding
Source: RefSeq, a predicted model, not a curated record
UGUCAACCCAAUAAGGUUCGGAGAAAGAAAACGUUUUUCUUUACUUUUUAGUUCGAAAACAAAAAAAAAACUUAUUAUGCUCCAAAUAAUUUAUUUAUUUGGAAAAACUCUCAACACACAAAAUAUUCAUUAUAUUUCUGGCUGAAAUGAAUUUAUAGAUGGAGAAAGUUCAGUUACAUUUCGGCAACAUUGCUUAAAUUUUGACAGAUAAAUAAUAUCUUAUGGAUAUUUGAAAAUUAUAUUAUUGCAUAUGAAGAAAAACUAUAUUAUUAAUUAAGUUUCCUUCGGAUUGAAGGAUAUAUAGUCAUUAUGGCCAAGAGUGAAAAAAUUUUUCAAAUAGGUGAUAGAAUUGAAUGCUCCGAUUCCAUAGGUACAGUGAAGUAUAUAGGAAAUAUAGAAGGUUAUUCAUCUAUUUGGUUGGGAAUUGACUGGGAUGAUCCCAAUAGAGGAAAGCAUAAUGGAAAUUUUAAUGGAAAACAAUACUUCGAAGCUAGUUUUCAGAGUUCAGGAACAUUUGUUAGACCAGAAAAAGUGGAAUUUGGGCAGUCAAUAAUUACAUCAAUUAUAGAAAGAUAUGGAAAGAAACAUAAUGACUCUAUGCCUUUAGAAAUCCAACAAGAAUUGUUUAAUUUUCAACAAAGUAUUAAUGCCCCAUUUUUAGAAAUGGUAGGUUUUGAGAAAGUUCUUGACAAACAGAGCGAUUUUUAUUCCCUUCAAGUGGUGGAUUUGAGAAACCAAAAAAUCAGUUCACCUGGCGAAAGUAAUCAGUUGGAACAAUUAUCUCCCAACAUCAAGGAAUUGAAUUUAAGUUUAAACUUAAUUUCUUCCUGGAAAACAGUCUUUCAGAUAUGUGCUCAAUUGAAUCAACUGUCUUGGUUGAAUGUGAGUGAAAAUUUACUCAUCAUACCAGAAGAAAUUGAGGAUUAUAAUGUACCCACUGUAGAAACUCUGAUAUGUACUACAAUGCGUUUAACAUGGCAAGAUAUCUUGAAAGUAACAUUAGCAUUUCCAAAUAUAGAGGAAUUAAGAGUGCCAAUGAAUAAUAUUACAAAUCUGGAUACAUCUCCAGAAGUACUGAGAAACUUGAAAGUAUUAGAUAUUGAGGAUAAUGAAAUAGGAGAAUGGUCGGAAAUAUGCAAAUUGAGUGUAUUGGAAAAUUUGGAACAACUAUUAAUUGGUAAUGUCGGUCUUAAGAGAAUUGAUUUUGUGGGUGACGAACCUAAAGUAAACACCUUCUCAAAAUUGAAGAAACUAGUCAUCAGUAACAAUCUCAUCGAUAAUUGGGAUUCGAUAAGCGAAUUGAAUAGAAUGAAAAAUUUAGAAGAGUUGAGAUUUAUAAAAAAUCCCAUUUUGGAAAGUGAAAGUUUAGCGAAUAGCUUUGAAAUUAUUGUUGCUAGAAUAGGGAAUUUGAAGGUUUUGAAUGGUACAGAAUUGAAAUCUUACAUGAGAAAGGAAGCUGAAUAUGACUAUAUGAAAAUAUAUGGUUUAGAAUGGUUGAGAGUGAAGAAUACUAAAGUCAGAGAAUCAUUCCUGAAAUUACAUAAUAGAUUUCUAGAACUCAUCAAUAUGUAUGGAGAACCUGUGGAAGGAGAGCUGGUUGUCAAAUCCCAAUCGAUAACAAAUACUCUCAUUGAAUUGAAAUUCGAAUAUAACGGACAGAUAGUUAUAAAGAAAUUACCUAAGACCAUUUUAGUCCAAAAGUUAGUUAUGCUAGCACAAAAGGCAUUCAAGUUGAAUUACAGACCAAACUUGAUUCAUAUGAGAGGGGAGGAGUCUAAUUUGCAAAUCAACUUGGAAGAACAAAGAGAAAUAAGUUUUUAUUCAAUGCAAGAUGGAGAUAGAAUUCUUAUAAGUCAUGAGUGAUUUUUUUCCACUUAUAACUUCAGUAACAAUAGAUUCUAUUAAUUUUUUUUACUGAAAAUAACUUUUAACUGAUUAUUAUUAUAAUUUACUAUUUCUUGAUGAUAAUGAAUUAAUUAAAGCAACCAGA